GACACAGACUCUCACAUACUCACUCACUCCCCGUUGGUUGCAGAAUCAUUCUGCUCAAUCUCCACUCGCAAAUUCCCUUCCUAUCCUCCUCCUCGCCCUCGCCCUCGCCCAUCCCCUUCCGCCUCGCACACACUUCCCCCUUUCUGCUCUCUUCCCCCCUGCUUCUGGCCUCGAUUCAUUCCCCAGUGGACAGUAUGUCGUCAAACGGUUCCAAGGGUGUCUCCAAGCCUGACAAAGGUGGAAAGAAUGAAAAUGACAAAGUCAUUGUGAAAGUGGCUGGCGUUGUCGUGGCAACGGGCAUUGCGUGGAGUUUGUACAAGACAUUCAACAGAUCCGACCAUCCCCUUGUGAAUACCGAGAGCGGAAUUCAAAAGGAUGCUGCGAACGCCUAUGACAACACAAAGAGGAAUGCUCAAAACGUAAAGUCUACUGCUGACCAGAAAUCUAAUCAGGUAAGAGGAGGUCUUGGGGACGCCGCUGGAACAUUGGUUCACAAGCUUGAGGAUGUAGGCCACAAGGUGCAGGAUUCUCUCCAUUGGGGUGCGCACACAGCUGAGGAAAAGGCUCAAGCAGGAAAGGAGUCCGUGCAGGAAGGGAUUCGAGAAGGACAGAGGUAUGUUAAAGACAAGGUGGGUCAGAUUGAUGACAAGGCUCGCUCAUCCAAGAAUGAACUGCAAAACAAGGGAUGGGGAGCAAAGAAUAAGGUGGAGAGUAAGGUGAAGGAUGCUGAGGCCACUGCUGAGAAGAAGGCAAAUGAAGUAAAGCGGCAGAGCAGGGGGUUCUUUGGCCAGUUUAUGAGCGAAGCUAAGGACACCAAAGCGACUGUUGGGGACAAGAGCAGGGAUGCCAAGGGAACAGCGGAGGAGAAGGGCAGAGAAGCCAAGGAUACCUUGAAGGAUGCCGGUAGCAACAUCAAGGGCUACGCUCAGGACAAGAAGGAGAAGGUGCAAGAAGCUGGAAAAGAUAUUUACGGUAAAGGUUUGGACGCGAAAAAUCGAAUUGACGGCAAGCAAGUCACCAUUCAGAAGGGUGACACACUGUGGGGCUUGUCUCGAAAAUACAACGUUUCAGUAGAAUCGUUGAAGGCUGCCAAUGGCAUUGUUGUGGGGGACAGUCUCGACGCCGGAGAUGUCAUUACCAUUCCCAAGUAAAGGGUAGACGAAUUUCUGUAGGUAUCUUUUUUCAUACUGGCAAGGAUCUGCAGGCUAUGUAGUUGCUACAUGCGACUCUGUUCAACCAUUUGUAGUAGUCACGGCCCUAUGCUGUUGGUCCUUUUUCUAGUUGCAGUGGUGCUGCAUGUCAGUGUAAUUUACAUUGAGGUGUAGAAAUUUGUAAAGGCGUCUGAUGAGGCGAACUCAUCAGGUCCCGUCGUGGGUAAGAAGAUUAGCUUUCUGCUCACUUCGUUGUAAAAUGUUCAUGCGGGAUAGAAUCUCGCACCUAGAAAUUUGUGAAAUAACGAAUAUAUGCAACUGUGUUUGCCCAUCAGGUUCCAAUUAAA
This is a messenger RNA of Physcomitrium patens, 1498 nucleotides long. RefSeq lists its product as uncharacterized. Lineage: Eukaryota; Viridiplantae; Streptophyta; Bryopsida; Funariales; Funariaceae. The record is from RefSeq and is a predicted model, not a curated record.